This is a messenger RNA of Aspergillus ochraceoroseus IBT 24754, 675 nucleotides long. RefSeq names its product v-SNARE protein VTI1. Gene Ontology annotation, cellular component: endoplasmic reticulum membrane; SNARE complex; Golgi apparatus. Lineage: Eukaryota; Fungi; Ascomycota; Eurotiomycetes; Eurotiales; Aspergillaceae. Gene Ontology annotation, biological process: intra-Golgi vesicle-mediated transport; Golgi to vacuole transport; retrograde transport, endosome to Golgi. The record is from RefSeq and is a predicted model, not a curated record. The transcript is spliced from 3 exons. Bases 1 to 675 code for a protein of 224 amino acids. Gene Ontology annotation, molecular function: SNAP receptor activity; SNARE binding.
AUGUCGAAUCCCCUGGAUACAGAUGCCGGAUCUGAGAUGUUCAGCAGCUACGAGACGGAGCUGAAGCUUGUUCAAGCCGAUCUAAACCAAAAGUUAGACCAGAUCGCAGAGUCGAGCGGAGAGCAACGGAAAACAGCCAUAAGACAAGCAGACCGGGCUCUAGACGAGGCAACAGAGCUGCUUGACCAAAUGCGCAUGGAGAAACAGAAUAUUCCGUCCGCGGCACGGUCCAAAGUAAACGUUCGUUUCCGCAACUAUUCGAGCGAUAUCGAUGAAGCGAAGCGUAAGCUCAAGGCUCUCUCCGACGACCGCAAGGCGCUUUUUGGAGAUCGUUACACCGACGACCCACAAGAUGAGCAUCUCGAGCAGAGACAGCAGCUUCUUUCUGGGACGGAUCGCCUGGAGCGCAGCUCUGCCCGGUUGCAAGAAAGCCAGAGGAUCGCAUUAGAAACCGAAGAUAUUGGUCGUAGCACACUCGCUGAUUUGCAGGUGCAGCGGGAGACCAUUCAACAUACCCACGGGAUGCUGCAGCAGAGUGAAGGAUAUGUUGAUACAAGUAUCAAGACCUUGCGAGGAAUGGCCCGUAGGAUGGCUACGAAUCGGAUAAUCACGAUUGCUAUUAUCACCGUUCUAAUUCUUUUGAUUUUUGCAGUCAUCUACAGCAAGUUCAGUUGA